CACCGCCCGGUUGUGUGACGUAGCCGCCUCCGGUGCUUCGCUGCUGUCCCAGCGCGCUGCUGGUACAAAGCCACAGUGCGGAGGAGCAGACGAGGGAACCUGCAGGUCCUGAGGUGGAUGUUAGAGAUCUGAGUUCAGCAUCCAGUCGUAGGAAUCUGCUCGACAGCCUGUACGGACAGCGUUGCUCUUUUAUCCGAACCGAGCCGGGUCACCUUUGGAAGCAACUUCGCUCCAACAACAACCACCUGAUGCGUUUAAACAACCGUCUCCGCCGCUCAAAAUAACCAACAACCACAGGGGUUUUUCUUGUUUUGUUUUUGUUUGUUUUUCCGUUUUUGCCAUUAUGGACAGUUCGGCGCGUGCCUCGGCGAACUGCCGGCCGCCGGCCGUUGGGCUCGCGCCCGACGAGAGCGCUCCGAGCCCGGCGCCCGUGAAGAAGCAGGCGGUGAAAAGGCACCACCACAAACACAACCUGAAGCACAGGUACGACUUCCUGGAGACGCUCGGGAAGGGGACGUACGGCAAAGUGAAGAAGGCCCGGGAGCGGUCCGGCAGACCGGUUGCCAUAAAGUCCAUCAGGAAAGAGAAGAUCAAGGAUGAGCAGGACCUGGUUCACAUCCGCAGAGAAAUUGAGAUCAUGUCUUCUCUCUGCCACCCGCACAUCAUCAGCAUAUACGAAGUGUUUGAAAACAAGGACAAAAUCGUGAUCGUGAUGGAGUACGCCAGCCGGGGCGACCUGUACGACUACGUCUGCGACAAGAGGCACAUAUCUGAGCAGGAGGCCCGGCACUUCUUCAGGCAGAUCGUCUCGGCGGUGCACUACUGCCAUCAGAAUGGAAUAGUACACCGGGACCUGAAACUGGAGAAUAUUCUACUAGAUGACAAAGGAAAUGUUAAGCAGAUCGCAGACUUCGGCCUGUCGAACAUUUACCACGGCGACGAGUACCUUCAGACGUUUUGCGGCAGCCCUCUGUACGCGUCCCCAGAGAUCGUCAACGGGCGGCCGUACCGCGGGCCGGAGGUGGACACCUGGUCGCUCGGCGUGCUGCUGUACACGCUGGUUCACGGCACCAUGCCGUUCGACGGGAACAACCACAAAGCACUGGUCCAGCAGAUCAGCACGGGAAACUACCGCAAACCAACCAACCCGUCCGAUUCAUGUGGACUGAUCCGCUGGAUGCUGAUGGUAAAUCCAGAGCGCAGAGCUACUAUAGAGGAGAUCGCCGGACACUGGUGGCUCAACUGGGGUUACCAGCGGCCAUUGCUGUCGGAGGUGAAGACGGACGCGGCCCCGGCCUCCGCCCCCGUCCCCCCGGCCGCCUCGCAGCCCGCGGGGCUGGGCAGCGUCGCCAGCUGGCUGCGCCGCACGUCCCGGCCUCUGCUGGAGAACGGCUCCAAGGUGCGCUGCCUGCUGCGCCCGCAGGGGGGCGGGGCCGACGUGGCGAGGCAGCGGUCCCUGCGGAGGUCGCGGAAGGAGAACAACGUCUCCCAGACGGUUCACGAGGGGAGCGCGGACGGGCGCCCCUCCAAGGGGAUCCUCAAGAGGCGCAACAGCGUGAAGCAGAAGGCGGCGAGCGAGGCCUCGGCUGCAGGACCCGCGGAGCCUCCGAACGCUCUGGGAGCGCCGGCACCUCCCAACGCCCCGCCCCAGACGCUGCCUCGCAAAGGUAUCCUGAAGAAGCCCGCGGAGCAGGAGUCGGGAUACUACUCCUCCUCCCCGGAGAACAGCGAUUCUGGCUGGGUACCGCAGACUAAAGAGUACCCCUCGGCCCCCACCCACAGGAAGGGCAUUCUGAAGCGCAAUGGAAAGUUCUCGUCUGGUCGACUGCACGAGUUUGGCUCACUCGACCAACUGGCAGCUUCUCUGCCUCGUAACUGCGCCCGGUCCAGACCCAACGGGGCCAUCAGCGAGGACAGCAUUCUGUCGUCCGAGUCCUUUGACCAGCUGGACCUGCCCGACCGAGUGGGGCCGCAAAUGCAAAUGGCUAAGCCGGCCAAGGCCGGCAUGAGAGGCUGCGUGUCCGCCGACAACCUGCUGGACAUCGAAGAGGACAGGACUCUGGGGGACGGGCUGCUGAGGCCCUGGAGCUGCUACGAGUCUGGAAUGGCUGACAGUGCCUUUUCCCUGACGGACUGUGACAAUGUGACGGAGGCCUACAAACAGGCCAUGGUGAUACAAGGCUCUAAGGCGAGCUAGAGGCCGGUGUGGAGGCUUAAAGGACUAAACUACUGCUGAUCUGACAGCCAAAGUGCAUGAUGGACUUACACGUACCAAAAAGGGAGCGGCCUCGGUGCUGGGGAUGUGACACGUGGAGUAAAAUACGCACAACGCACAACUGAGUGCAGCUAAAUGCGUCCAUGUCAAAGAUGAGAGGAGGAGCUUUGAGCUUAGCAUUAAAAGUGUAGUUACUCAUCAGUGAAAGCCAAAUGUCCGUCUCUGCUAGUUCAACGUAGCGUCUCAGUCGCAGCAGAUCCAGUGGUUUAGUGCCUCAUUCACAAUUACAUAAUAUUUUAAGCAACAAAUGAAGUGUCUUAUUGUCAACAUGGCAAUCAUGUUUGACUGGUUGAUCAGCUGUCAGCUUUACUGAGGAUGAGGGCAAUAAUAGACAGCGUCCAGGUUAGAAUGUGUUUGUGUAUAAUAACACUAGUGUUUUUAGCAAGUUGUGAAAAUGGCAUUUCAUGAAAACCAAAGAAGUAAUAUUAUCAACCUGUUUGUCUUUAUUUAAAAAAAGAACUUAGCAAAACGUGACAGCAGGACGUCUGCUUUUAACAGGGAUCUUACCUCUGGAGGAGCAUUUUUUUAUAUUCUUUUAAUAAUAAUAAUUUGUUUGGACAUGGUUUUACUUGCCAUGACUCACAACAAGUGUGACCAGUAGAACCUGCUUUUACUUCCAAAUCUGUGGCUGUCGGUCCGUGCCUGCAGGCGGCGGUUUCACAGAAAAGGCGCGGCUCAUAAGUUUGUUUGUGUGAUGAAUGUGAGACACCAGCUUCAGCGAACUACUGUCUAAUAACAUACUGAAGCUCAGUCCCAGUGAAGGUGUAUUAAACGGGGAUCUGAGUUAGAACGUGAGCCACCUAACUGUGUUGCUGCUGACUCAGCUUUUUAAUCCUAUCUUCCUAUUGUCCUGUUCUAUUAAAGCGCCACUGCCGGGAAACGCACUUUAUCAGACCUUUGAAACUUGAUACAGUUUAUUUUUCUAGUUUGAGUGUAGGGGUCAUGUGGCAAAAUAUGCAGGGAGUCCACUUUAGCAACAAAACAUGCUGCUUCUUGGAAACUGGAAUGUAAAUAUUUUUGUUUGGCUCAUCAGGAAUUUGAAGCUUGUCUGUAUAAAAGUAUAAACCAGAAAUUCAUGUCAUUUCUAAAAUUUUCAAUUUUGUAUCAAGGACUUUCACUGAUAAAUUCUCAUUUGCCCCUGAAGGCUGACGUGCAGUCAGCCCGUGGGCAGACCGGUCUCCAGGGUUUCAUUUUUGUAUAGUUGAACAUACAUUUGAGCAUUUCAUCAAUGUUUUUGCUUUUGCUGUCCCAGAACAUGCAGGUAUGCAGAGUUAUUUUAUACUUUUAUUCAGUCUAACUGUUUUGCAAAACUCUUCUUUGCCAAAGUGACAGGCUAAUUGAUGAACACGUGACCUGCCAUGAUGUGACUGGGUUGAAGAAAUCAAUAAAAACUGAACAACAGA
Messenger RNA from Betta splendens (Siamese fighting fish), 3678 nucleotides. RefSeq names its product NUAK family, SNF1-like kinase, 2 (gene nuak2). Gene Ontology annotation, cellular component: cytoplasm. Lineage: Eukaryota; Metazoa; Chordata; Actinopteri; Anabantiformes; Osphronemidae. The coding region runs from base 344 to 2197 and encodes 617 amino acids. The transcript is spliced from 6 exons. Gene Ontology annotation, molecular function: protein serine/threonine kinase activity; tau-protein kinase activity; ATP binding. The record is from RefSeq and is a predicted model, not a curated record. Gene Ontology annotation, biological process: intracellular signal transduction; microtubule cytoskeleton organization; protein phosphorylation.